AUGAAUGGUGGAGGGGAGGAGAGGGAAGGGGAGCCAAUGGAGGAGGAGAGGGAGGAGGAGAAGGAGAGGAUCUUGCUGAUGUGGGGGUACCUCCCGGGUGUCUCGCCCCAGAGAUCCCCGCUGCUGUCUCCGGUGCCGGUGAGGUUCCCCGGAUCGCCCGCGGGGGAUGCUUGGAGGGAUGCGUGCGGAGGGGGCUGCGGAUUCGCCAUGGCGAUCUCUGGUAGGUCCAAAUACGAGUCUAUGCUCGUCUCUGUUCUAUUCUUAUGAUUUGGGCUUCGAUUUUUUCGAGUGAAAGAAUGUCAGCACCCACCUGGUUCGUCAACGCAUUUCAUUGUGUUGGUUGUACGAUCUCGCAUUAUCUGAUCUGUUUCCUCCACGAAGGAAGAGCGUGAUGUUUUCCUCUUUGUCAGAAUUCAUCCCGAUUAAUCUGAACGAGAUGAUCCAUUCUACGUCUCCUCUCUUUCAGAUUUUGCCUUUUUUCCCCCUGAUUUUUAUGAAGAGGUAUUAUUUUUUUGGAGGUCUGAGGACUCAGUGGUGUCAGUGACCGAUCGCGAGUGUAUUUUCCAUUCUGUGGUAUCUCGUCGUGUCAUUUACUCUGUUGCUCCAACACUUUCCCUCUCUUGUUCUCUGUGAAUGCGUGAGACAAUAUUCUUUCCUCGGAACAUUUCGCUUCAAGUUUCAUGGUUAGCAUGUGCCCCACAUUAACUGGGUGAGUGGUUAAUGGCAUACCUUGUCUAGGUAUGCCACAUUUUAGGUGUUACUUCUGCGACUCCGUGUUUUUAGAUGUAACUAGCUUUAGACUCACAAAUACGUCUUUUCUAUAUGCCGCAUCAGAAUCUGGGAAGCUUAUGACAUGGGGUUCAACGGAUGAUUUAGGCCAGAGUUAUUUAACUUCAGGAAAGCACGAGGUACUUAUUAGUCUAUUCAAUUCAGUCAGGUGGUUUCUUCCGCUAUGCUCUGUGAAUCAAUGUCAUCAUGCGCACAGGAAAUUCCAGAGGCCUUUCCUCUUCCAACUGAUACUCCACUAAUGAAAGCUGCGGCUGGAUGGGCUCAUUGCGUUGCAGUUACAGGUUCUGUCCCUCUCCAUCCCUUGCAUACAUGCCCACUAAUCCCAUCCAAACGUCGUAUUUUUUACCAUUUUUGUACUACUAUAGUCAUAUUGAACACACAGGAAAGUUCAUAAGCCUAGCUAAUUUUAACCGAGUAUAUCUUAAAUAAAAUAUUCAGAAUGAUUGUUGAUCUCUUUUUGCCUGCUAUGCCAUGUAACCGUACGUUGGCAAAUCGUCUUUUGUCAUUGAAUACCAUCAUCGAUGAAUAAGAAUAGUUGUAUUUUUAUCAAAAAAUCUAUUUAUCAUUAUGGUCGCUUACCUGCUGAAAUGUGGAUGUCCUAACUUCGAUAUGUAGAUCGUCAUCAUUCUUGUGUUCAUUAAUGCAAAUGCUUCUUUUGGACCUCAUUCUUUUAACAUGCUUUUUCCUCCACUAUACCAGCCCAAGGCGAGGUCUACACAUGGGGUUGGAAAGAAUGUGUCCCUUCAGGAAAGGUCGUAGGUGAUCAAUCUGCUGCGGGAUUACGGUUACUGGAAAAGGAUGCAUUGUUGUCGAGUGACCAAGGUAACUAUGGUUAGAAAUACUAUACAUUAAAGAAAUUUUGUAGAAUUUUCUCGGCCAUCCAUACCAGCGAAGAUUUUGUUGCAGUGAGUCCAAGGUCUCAAAUUUCAAAGGGUGGUGAAGAGAGUGCGAAACGCAGGAAGUUGACGUCAUCUAAGCAGGGUCCAGAAAGUUCAUCUAGUGACGAGAAUUUAUCAGCACUUCCCUGCCUAGUGAGCCUCGGCCCAGGAGUGAGGAUUAAUACUGUGGCUGCUGGCGGUCGCCAUACAUUAGCUUUGUCAGGUAAAUCCACAUGUUUUUCCAGGUUUUACUGGCCUGUGCGGUAAUCUUACUUCUGAGAUCUAGAACACAAGUAGUUGGGCCCUGGAAUAUGCUCGACGCUAAUUUAUCCUCGUUUCCAAGGUUUCAGAUAUGGGUCAGGUGUGGGGUUGGGGAUAUGGAGGUGAAGGGCAAUUGGGUUUGGGUUCUCGGAUCCGUAUGGUAUCGUCUCCUCAUCCUGUGCCCUGCAUUGAGUCUGUUGCGUGUGGUAAAGAUAAAUCUCAAGCUGCUCCUGGAGGGUAUAUCAGUUCGGAAGGACAGGCUCAUAAGAUGACUGGAAGCGUUGUGAAGGCUAUAGCAUGUGGAGGUCGGCACAGUGCAGUGGUAACAGGUCAGCAUUGCAUGAUUUGCCUUUGAUUUCUGCCUAUACGGUAUUGAGAAAGUACUUAUUAGUUUUCCUCACCAAUGGAUUCGAUGCUGGAUCUAAGAACAUUUGGAUUAAGUUUUGCUUUAAAUUUUAUGCUGCACGACAUAACCAACAAAAUUGCCUCCGUUAUAAUCUCUUAUUUUAAUUAAGCACAUGACAUUGACGUUUGAAUGAUAUUAGCGCAAAGAAAGCGUUACAAUCAUCAUAUUCACAUUUGUUUUGAUCUUCAAGGUGAACAAAAUGUCUGAAACGUUUCGCCCUAUUUUGUUAUGAUGUGGAUAUGUUUGCCUUUGACAAGAUCGUCAUGUUUCUCUCUCCCUGCCUGAUAUCAUCGCUGCAAGUUCUGAUUCUAUGUAGUUCUUUUCUGACGUUUCCAAUCAUGCAAUCAAAUCUUAACCCCUUAUCACGAUUGACAGCCUUGUUGAAGGUUUAGAAUUAAAAAUCGUGCAUUUUGUAACAUGUCUUGUGUUCGCACAGACACUGGAGCGUUGCUUACCUUUGGUUGGGGACUCUAUGGGCAGGUGGGUUCUUCUCUCUCUUGGUCCAAUUCAAUAGAAAACUUUUCAUUAUGAAGCAAAGCAGUUUUGUUUGAUGCUUAUCUGCGUUUUUUGUAUCAUUCUCAAAGUGCUUUUUCCUUUUUACACUUAAAAUACUUAAUGAAGUAUAUUUUUGGGAAAAUAACUUAAAAAAUAACUCAAUGGGUAAUAGUGUCCUCUGCCUUCAUAGAAACACGUUCCAGCCGAUUAAUGAAAUGACUGUGCAUCCUCUUUUAUUCACUCUUCUGAAAUAGUCAAAAAUCUAUCCGAACAUUCAGAGCGCAAGGGCCGACCAUAUAAACAGACGGUCGCCUUACAUUCACCAGGACAUGAUCUAUUUUGUUCCUGAUUCUGUUGUGUUCAGGCCUGGUUUUUGUGAAGCAUUAACUGCUCUCCAGGAUGAUAAACACGUAGGAAUUGCAGAAAAGAUGGUGGAAAAAAAAAACAACGAAGUAUUAUUAUGUAAGGAAUUAUGAUUUUGGGUUGUACCAAGUCUGAAACCAAGUGGAUUUAUUUUUUGUCCCAUAUAAUUCUAUUACCUUUCCAUGUUAUCACCUCUUCUCUGCCUUGAUAUUCUUCUGCUCCAGUGUGGGCAAGGGAGCACGGACGACGAGCUGAGCCCCACCUGCGUUUCCUCCCUUCUGGGGAUCCAAAUCCGAGGGAUCGCCGCUGGCCUCUGGCACACGAUCUGCACCUCCGCCGACGGCGAUGUCUACGCCUUUGGAGGCAACCAGUUUGGCCAGCUGGGGACCGGCACUGAGCAGGCCGAGGUAUCGACCAAAAACCCCGAUUCUUUUCUGCUAUGAUCUCAUUUUGAGUCAGAAGUGACUCGGAGGUCAACUCAUUCAUGGGCUUUACCGUAUAUAUUGCGGGUUACCGCCUCCCAUUAGGCAGAGUCCGAGGGGGCCUGCGUGGAAUGAGUAUAAUUUCAGUUUGGUUGGUAGAAAAAUAAAUGUGAUGAUAUGAUAUAAUAUACGGGGUUUACUCUAGUAGAUUGUGACCUUCCUGUGAUCGGUAGUCCCUCUUGGUUGGCGGCGGAUCUGACUGGUCCGAGCUUCUGCCUCUCUCUCUCUCUACAGACGAUCCCCAGGCUUCUGGAUGCGCAGUGUCUGGAGAACAGCAGCGCGAAGAUAAUAUCUUGCGGAGCUCGCCACAGCGCCAUGGUCUCAGGUAACCACUAUCUGAAAUUCCCCGGGAUCUCUUGGUCUUGCUGACUCCCCUCCCUUCUACUUGAAACUUCAGAGGACGGGAAAGUCUUCUGCUGGGGUUGGAACAAGUACGGCCAGGUACCCCCCUCCCUCUCUCUCUCUCUCUCUUAAUUUCUCGUUGUUGACCCUUUGCGUCUGUACUGUGUGUUGGCAGCUGGGUUUAGGCGACGCGAUAGACAGGAGCAUCCCGUCCCAGAUUCCGCUCGACGGAUGUCUACCGACGAACGUUUCAUGCGGCUGGUGGCACACGCUCUUGCUGGCAAAGCCCUUCACAUGA
Messenger RNA from Spirodela intermedia, 4314 nucleotides. The record is from the annotation of a GenBank genome assembly. Lineage: Eukaryota; Viridiplantae; Streptophyta; Magnoliopsida; Alismatales; Araceae.